CCAUAUUGCACGGGAACGGGAGCUGCAGAGCUUCCUGUCGACGGUUUUUUGACGUUUACGUUUCAACUUUUUUUUGUUUUAUAAACCGUGUUUUGCUAGUAAACGGGUACAACGUGCUCCCGCGUGAAGACUGUUGAAUCUCCUACUCCAACAUGGCCUCUCGCAAGAAGGUGCUCUUGAAGGUGAUCAUCCUGGGAGACUCGGGUGUGGGGAAGACCUCCCUGAUGAAUCAGUAUGUCAAUAAGAAGUUCAGCAACCAGUACAAAGCGACAAUUGGGGCAGAUUUUCUCACCAAGGAGGUCAUGGUGGACGACAGGCUGGUGACCAUGCAGAUCUGGGACACAGCCGGUCAGGAGCGGUUCCAGUCGCUGGGCGUUGCCUUUUACCGUGGUGCGGACUGCUGCGUGCUGGUGUAUGAUGUGACAGCGCCCAACACCUUCAAGACGCUGGACAGCUGGAGGGAUGAGUUCCUGAUUCAGGCCAGCCCUCGUGACCCAGAGAACUUCCCCUUUGUGGUACUGGGCAACAAGAUUGAUCUGGAGAACAGGCAGGUAACGACAAAGCGUGCCCAAGCCUGGUGCCAGAGUAAGAACAACAUCCCGUACUUUGAGACAAGUGCCAAGGAGGCCAUCAAUGUGGACCAGGCCUUCCAGACCAUUGCACGCAAUGCUCUCAAACAGGAGGCCGAAGUGGAGACAUAUGACUUCCCUGAGCAGAUCAAACUGCGGGAUGACAAACCGGCUGCCGCUAGCGAGGGAUGCAGCUGCUGAACACUAGGACAGUAUGAGGGUAUAAGUGAGAAGAGCUUCCUGCUGAGGUGGGUGGGGCAGGGCCUAGCAGUGUGCAGGAUGCCCCGCCCCCCUGGUACAUUUGUUUAAUUUUGCUGCGAACAAGACCUUGAAGUGGGGGAAAAAAACACCCUUUCUCUCGAUUCUAUUAGACUGAAUAAUCUGGACCUUUUUGCCAAGAUCCGGGUUCAAAAGGGGCUCAACCCCCAGCCCAAAGCCGACGAUUGACAGUGCUGGAAAUGUUGAUAACGGUAACUCCAGCUACAUCCAUGAUUACUGUGAUUCGUACCUGUUUUUCCCCAUUAUUUUUGUAACACUUUAGGAGACCGCCAUUCCUACAGUAUUGUACUACAGUAUUGUACUUGGGUCUGAUCCUCUUCCAGUCCACAUGCCUUCACGUCUUUCAUUUUGGAGAUUUUAAUUGUUGCUGCGGGUAUUGUGGCAUCACCAUUCGCAAGAGGUUGCCUUAAGACCUGCAGACGAUCCUGUUUUUUUUUUUGUUUACUACAGUAACACAUCUGUAGUGCUCUUAGUCAAACGUAUGUUUGACUUUGCGUGCUGCUUGCACAUUUAUAUGUGUUCUUAGUUGACCGCUAUCAAACGAGAGGUUAUUACAGAGGUUAGGUGUGGAAUGUAAGAAUGUAUGCCGUGGUGGGUUGGUUGGUGGUUUUGGGCUGAAUCUGAUAUUAACCUCUGGGGUGAAUUGAGGACCUGUACAGUUCACUGUUCACACCUUAGCGGUUUUCACACACAGAUGUUCAUCUCAGGUGAAACUUUUUGCACAGGGAACCACUGCCCCCUUGUGGAUGUAUGACAGAUGAUGCCAGUGUAGGAUUGAUCACUUGGUCUGACUCAGUUAAACCUCCUUAUGUUGCCAGUGUUUGGGCGAGUGCAUCAUUCCAUGUGGACCAAGCCUGUCUGCUUUCAAUACCUACAGGUGGAAUUUCUCAGCUUAGGAAGAUCGAAAGUUUUGUUUUGUAAUUUAUUCUCCCCAGGUUUGAGUUUAAUACACCCAUCUUAUUUUCACUCUAUUGCCCAGUUUCUGCAGACUUAGCCCCCCUGCCUUCUUCCUUCCUUCCCUCUGUCCUCUUUCACUUCUUCCUUUGAGUGAGCAGCCGCAGCGUGCACUUUGACUUUGAUAAGCAGUGAAAAGAGGCGGUCACAAUCUGGUCUCUUCACUUUGAAUUUUCACAGGCCAACCAGGUCUGCUGGGUUCACUGUUGUUUUGACACCAACUCUUGGUCGUGCAGAUGAAAGAGCAAAUGGACAAUCUGCACGGACUCUUACUGCGUGAGCUGUGAACACAGACGCCUUUGUAUAUUAACAUUAGUGUAAAAGUAUAUUUGAAAAUGUAUAUGAAAUCCUGCUCUGAUUUUAUAUUUCUGUUAGUCAUUUAAAUUACAUAUCUAGAUAGGAACUGUCCAAUUUCAACACAAGAUUAAAUAAAAGGUACCUUGAUGAUACCGAUUUUCAUAUGUGCCUUACAUUUUUCACCCAUGCUGCCCUUGUCCUUAUGUGUGGGUUAAAUUAAUAAUGUUCCAUUCUGAAAUGAAAUUUUAUUCUACCAUUUACCAUCUUCCUAGUAGGAAGGCAGUGUUCUAAUUCAGUGAAAUGUGAAAGUGAAAGAGGGGAACUGGCUGUU
Scleropages formosus (Asian bonytongue) is the source of this 2430-nucleotide messenger RNA. Its product is annotated as ras-related protein rab7. The record is from RefSeq and is a predicted model, not a curated record. The coding region runs from base 153 to 770 and encodes 205 amino acids. The transcript is spliced from 6 exons. Gene Ontology annotation, molecular function: GTPase activity; GTP binding. NCBI's taxonomy places the organism in Eukaryota, Metazoa, Chordata, Actinopteri, Osteoglossiformes, Osteoglossidae. Gene Ontology annotation, biological process: endosome to lysosome transport; phagosome-lysosome fusion. Gene Ontology annotation, cellular component: late endosome; phagocytic vesicle; lysosome.